UGCAACCCUGAUUUGCGGCAGCCAUCAUAAUUGGUCCGUUUGCUUUGUGGUCGACUCGUAAAUUUCAGUUUGAUUGCCUUGCUAAAGCGAAAUGUCAAAUAGCCGACUGUUUUAAGAGUUGGACGGAAUUCGUCUAAUCAGCUUUAGUUUUUAUUUAAUUUGUUAAAAAGAAACCAAAUAUGUGUAAUCGUGUACUUCCCAAAUCGCAUAUAGUGUUUUAGUUAUGUUUUUAUUCGUCGGGCACUUGUCGAAUUUGAAAAUGUUUGAAACUUUUCAGAACUAUUCUGGCAGAAUUUAAGUUUACUCUGCAAUGUUAGUGGAUGCUAUUUGUGUAUAUUUGUAAUUUUAAUUACGAUUUAUUUUGCCGGUGAUUUGUAUUUUGGAAAUAAUUGAUUUGUUCACGUUAAUAUAACAAAACUAAUGAGUGCGCUUCUUUUAGUGAUCUGAAAAUAAAUCCGCAUUAGUGUAAAAAUCCUAAACACAUAUAUAUUAAUACAAAUUCAUAUAUGUACAUGUAAGGCAUUUCCCAUUAAACAAAAGUAAGUGUGAAAGUAUUAUACAGAAUACAAGUGAGUGCUUCGAAAGUUUGUGAUUUUUUUGUGUUCUAUGUGUUCGUUCACACUGACUAAUUAUUAAGGCAGCUGUCAUACAUAGUACAAACCUGUGAAAAAUAAGAGCAGAAUGCUGUUAAAAAGAUACUAAAUUUUCAAUAAAUACUUAAAAAGGAAUUUUUAAAAGUUUUAUAAUCUGUGGAUGCCGACAAUUUCGAUCACUGCAUGAUUACUUAGAAUACAAAAUAAUUCAAAUUAGAAAACACAAUCCAUCACAUGAAUCCAUCCAAUUAGCGAUCAACAACGUCCACCACAAUUAGCGUUGGUCAACGAGGGAGCUCCACUAAAAACUACUAAAGGAACUCGUAACGCAAAAUCGAAAAGUCUAACUCCUGUGAACGAAAUUAUAAGCCAGCCAAGCAAAUAGCGACUGACAAACAUUUUUUUUGCUGAAAAAUUACUUACAUAAUUGUAGUAAAUAGCUUAGACCUAGACAUACAUAUGUACAUAGAUAUACAUAUAUUUUAGAGAAAACAGUUUGCUCAUACAUUGCCAUGGACAAUUGCAAUGCUUGAACGUUUUCGUUUGAGUAAUUUAGGUGCAAAUUGUCGUUUACGAAGUGAAGAACUGGCGCGCGAUAAGAAACAACAAAGGCAACAAUGUGUCACUGUCCUGCUUUUAGAUGACACAACGCACACCUUUCGGAUAGAGAAACGUGCUAAAGGAGCUGAAUUACUAGAUCAAGUCUUUCAAUUCUUAGAGCUAUCCGAAAGGGACUACUUUGGAUUGCUAUUUCCUCAGAAACCCGGUGAUGUUGUUCGAUGGGUGGAUGCGCAUAAGCAAUUCAAAAAGCAAUGUAAUAGCCUCGCUCUAGAAAAUGACGCCAUUCAAACGUUGGAAUUUAGAGUUAAGUUUUAUGUAAGUGACCCCAGUCGUUUGCAAGAGGAAUACACCCGGUAUCAGUUCUAUUUGCAAGUAAAACGGAAUAUUCUACUGGGAAGAUUGCCAUGCUCGGUCAACACGCAAUGUUUGCUUGCCAGCUAUACGGUCCAAUCCGAAUUAGGCGAUUUCAAUCCAGCCGAACAUCAGACUGGAUACUUGAGCGAUUUGCAACUGUUGGUCGAACAAACGCCAGAUGCCGAGCGAAAAAUAUCCGAAUUACAUAAAUUGCAUCGUGGCCAAUUGCCGGCUGAUGCGGAGUAUAAUUAUUUGGAACAUGCGAAACGGCUUGAUUUAUAUGGCAUCGAUUUACAUAAAGCUACGGACUCUAACGGUAAGGAACUUCAGUUGGGCGUAUCGGCGGUUGGGCUAUUAGUCUUCCAAAAUGGUUUGCGCAUAAAUACUUUUUCCUGGUCAAAAAUGGUGAAGGUUUCGUUCAAACGAAAAGACUUUUUUAUCCAAUUGCGUAGGGAACCGUCGGAAAGCUAUGACACUUUGCUGGGCUUUAGCAUGACCUCACAUAAGCAUGCGAAAGCUUUGUGGAAAUCUUGUGUGGAACAUCAUUCCUUUUUCCGUCUAAAACGACCGCAUCGACUACCACGUUUUCUAAAUAUCAGUCUGGGCUCGAAAUUCUAUUAUUCGGGCCGCACAGAGCUGCAGGCGGUGCAGGAGUCGAAGCAGCGCGGCGUUGUGCAUAAGGCAUUUAUACGUUCGCCGAGCAAACGACUGAUAACCGCUGGCUCUGCUGUUGCCACAUCACCGUUACCGUUAGGAUUGAUUAACGGUACCAGUGGUUCCGAUAGCAACGGAAGCGUGUCUCAUAACGGUAAAAUCACCUCGUCCGCACUAAUAAAUCAUACGUCCAUUUUGACCAUUACGAAAACGAGCCGUCCACACGACAAUAAAGUAACCUCGAAGCAGACUGAAACAAUGCCUCGUAAAGCUUGGGAACAACAGAGCGAUGAAUACGACAUACAGCUGGACACUGGAAUUAUAGCUAGACGAUUUGAAUCACCUAUACCGCCAGCGUACAGUUCCGGUAGUCAUAGCCCGAUAUUGAACUCAAAUAUCGCGCCAUCACAUAUGGGUCCAGCGAUUACGACUCUCAUAAAUGGAAAUUCGUCAACAGCAUUGGAUAGCGGCAGUGAUCUGGUUACCAUACGCUUACAGUGUGAUGAACAGGGUCGUUUUGGUUUUAAUGUUAAGGGUGGCAUAGAUCUCGGACUCCCUGUGCAGGUGUCCAAAGUGGUACCGAACACCCCAGCUGAUCGCUGCACGCCACGCGUCUGUGAAGGAGAUGAAGUCGUUAUGAUUAAUGGGCGUGAUGUUGUGGGUUUGCAACAUGACCAAGUAGUGACGAUGAUACGUGACAGUCGCAGUCAACGAGGUGGUGAACUUUUGCUCACUGUACGUCCAAAAGCAAUGCGCGCUAUAAUGUCGGAGGAGGAGCCAUUGUAUCAAUAUGUUCCAGAAAACGAUGAAAUCGGUUCACAUUCAAAUCUACUAGACGGCGAUGCAUUAUUUACGCAGAGCUUAUUGUUGUUGAGCGACGGUUUAGCAUCUGGUGCGCUUUUGGCACAAUACGAACUGAUGUAUCGCAAGAAUCCUGAAUUAGCGAUUACAGAGGCGCGAAAGCCUGAGAAUAUUGCUAAGAAUCGCUAUCGUGACAUAUCACCAUAUGACUGUACACGUGUUUCACUUGUAAAUUCGAUGACUGGCGAUUACAUCAACGCAAAUUAUGUGAACAUGGAAAUACCAGGCGGUGUAGUGAAUCGUUAUAUUGCCACACAAGGUCCUUUGGCCAACACCACAACCGAUUUUUGGCGGAUGGUGCAGCAGGAGAGCAGUCAUUUGAUUGUCAUGCUGACUACAGUUAUGGAGGCGGGACGCCAGAAAUGUCAUCAGUAUUGGCCAGUUACCGGCGAUGAAUUGCACUUGGGAGACGGUUUUUCGGUUAAGUGCCUCAGCGAGCAGGCGGACGAAACGGGCAGCUUUGUAUUUCGUGAAUUUGUUUUGUGCGACAAACGUACGGGUGAACAACGGCACAUUCAACACAUGCAAUAUUUGGCUUGGCCCGAUCAUUGCGUGCCCUCCGAUCCGAAUCUCUUUAUUGAGUUCACCGAGCGUGUACGUGUGGCACGUAACAAAACAUUGUUGCAGGAAAUCGAAGAGAGUCUAAAACAGGUGCGGCUACUAGACGCCGAUGCCGAUGAAAAUGGCGGAUUGAUGAGUGAACGCAAAUGUGCUGCCAGCAAUGGUGUUACGCCGGAAGAUGAGAACCCUGUUUCGACUAGUGUCCAUCAAUGCAUAAGUGCUGCAAAUCCACCUGUGAUAGUGCAUUGUUCAGCCGGUAUUGGACGCACUGGUGUGCUUAUAUUAAUGGACACGGCUUUGGCGCUAAUGGAAAUCAGAGAGCCUGUGUAUCCACUAGAUAUUGUGCGUACAAUGCGCGAUCAACGUGCCUGCAUGGUGCAAAAUGUGAGCCAAUAUCGUUUCGUGUGCGAAUGCAUUUGUGCUGCAUAUAUGAAAUUGUCACGCUCCAGUGCCGCCCUUGAUGAUAUUGACGACGAUUAACAAUAAUUAUUGAAAUAAUAGUUAAUAAAUAUUAUACCAUACGUGCAGACAUUUAUAUAGCAAUGUAUGCUGUUGAAAUAUUUUGCUCGUUUUACACACUUAUACUGCUUACGAGCAUAAAAGAACGAAGAACAACAUAUACUUUACUUAUACACAUACAAAAUAUAUUUUGUCCAACCAUUUAAUGUUUCAGAGAUAAGUCGCCCGCGUCCGUAAUAGAGUAGCGCGUGCGACCAACACUUACAAGCUCGCGCUGAUUUUUUGCUAUCCAUUUAUUUGUUUCUAUUGUAUAAAUAUAUCAUUAUGUUCUGCGCUUCAAAGCGACAAUUAAAUACAUAAGCUCGACCUUUCUUGUUUCACAUUAUCUAGUUUAUUAUUAAGUAAACGAUUCUUCGUAUGCAACGACCAAUGUGCAUUAUAAAUGCGCGGUUUUGUUAGCUACAUACAUACACACACACAUAAAUGUAUGUAUAUUCAUGUAGACCAUUUUUGAUUUGAUCAUAAGUAUGUUGGGUUAGUUCGUUGGAUCAUGUAGCGCACCAUCCAAAAAGUGGCUAUUCGUUCACAAUUUUAUUUAGUAUUUUAAAUUUAUAGCACUUCUGUCAUUUUUUCACUUCCCAGCUGCUUAUUGAUGCCUGCGUCUCACCCAUUUAUUUGUGUAAUGUAUUAUAUUAUUGGGCAAAUUACGAAAUAUGAAAGACAAUUGAAAGAAAAAAUGAAUUUACACGUAAGUGCUGCAACGCAAUUCUAAAUUUUAUUGUACCAUAUGUGAAUGCUAUAAAUGCGAUACAUGUAGGCAUAUGCGCAAUAUCAAUAUAUAAGUAAUAAAAAUUGUAAGACAAACUUAAUUUAAGACUUGACACCGCAUACAACCGAUUUGAUAUAUAAUACGCGUGUGCUAUUGCGAUAUUUGGUAAUUUAAUCAUUUAGAAAUAUUAACUCCAAAAUGUGUUUGGCGAAUAAACCCAUUAGGCAUAAUUUUACUCUAUUACGAAACUUAUCAAUUUAAUAGUAUUGUAGCACCAAAUAAAAUAUUUAUUGUACCCUCGUAUUCACAAUUAUGGCAAUUCAAUCAUGUCCAAGCGUGACUGAAUUUAUUUUAAUACAAAAGAUAAUAAAAAGUCCGCCUAGAUUGAA
This is a messenger RNA of Bactrocera neohumeralis, 5201 nucleotides long. RefSeq names its product tyrosine-protein phosphatase non-receptor type 4 (gene Ptpmeg). Lineage: Eukaryota; Metazoa; Arthropoda; Insecta; Diptera; Tephritidae. The transcript has 13 exons. Gene Ontology annotation, biological process: protein dephosphorylation. Gene Ontology annotation, cellular component: cytoskeleton. Gene Ontology annotation, molecular function: protein tyrosine phosphatase activity; cytoskeletal protein binding. The coding region runs from base 1119 to 4064 and encodes 981 amino acids. The record is from RefSeq and is a predicted model, not a curated record.